AUGAUGGGCGCCAUGUUGUUAAAUGUGGUGUUGCCGCUGCUGUUUGGGUCCUUCCACAGAGGAAUUUCUCAGUUGCCUGAGUGGAAUGCAGAGCUGGAACUCAGUGGUGAGACCGAAUGGAUGCCCCAGCCGGAGUUUGUAGAUGAUACAUACUGGUCUGGGUCAGCCCCCAUUUGUGUGGGUGGAUGUAAGGCUCGCCAUCGGGAGCUGAGAAGAGAUCGCUGUGGAAACUCGACCUGCUGCUGGUUCGGCUACAAGUCCCUUUGCAGAGUGAACUGCGGCCGGCCAGACGUGGACUAUAAUGGAGUGGUGUACGGUAAUGACUGGUGGGUGGGCUCCGUGGUGCGCUACACCUGUCGCUCUGGCUUCAUGCUGGUGGGUAACUCCACCAGUUCCUGCCAGGCCAACGGCCUCUGGACCCCAAAACCAACCUGCCUCCGGAUGUGUCAGCGGGGACGUGUUGAAAUCAGUGAGAGGGAGCUGAAUGGGACCUGCGACGCCACCUGUGCACAUAAGAGCUACUUUGGUGCACCCAAACUGGGCUGCUCUCUGAUAGAUAACUGUAGGAAGAAGGAGACAGGCUGGAAGCGGUUCUUUUCACAGUGCGUCCCCUGCAUCUGUGACUGCGCUCUGUCGUGU
Menidia menidia (Atlantic silverside) is the source of this 639-nucleotide messenger RNA. NCBI's taxonomy places the organism in Eukaryota, Metazoa, Chordata, Actinopteri, Atheriniformes, Atherinopsidae. The record is from the annotation of a GenBank genome assembly.